CUUUCUUUCAUCAUACCUGGUCUUCAUGCAGCACACGUUCCUCUCUGAAUCCCUUUUUUGAUCCAACGGAGUCACGUCCUCCAGCCUGCGGGCUUGGCGACAUGUCAAUGUCGAGCUCUUCCAUCCUCCUCCGUCAGAGUUCUUCCAGAUGUACUACUAAAAUUCCACGACCCUCCAACCUAGUCGUGUCUUCAGCCUCUUCCUUGAUCUCCAGUUCUACCUUCACCUCUGCCGUGUCCCAGCCCGCAGUCAUUACUUCGGGCCCUACGUCUUCAACCGAGACCUCAUUCCCAAGCGAGCGCUCUGCGUCAGACACAUGGCAUUCCCUAGCGUUGGUACUUUCCACGGAUGCUGCAAGUACACUGGCGCCACAGCCACCUGUUAGUAACCCGGUGGCCGUUCCGACAACCACUGCAUCCAGUACACUAGGAAAGCCCAGCAACUACAAUCUGAUACAUACGGAGGACGGCGCUCAUGCUCAUAUGCUGGUGUCGUCGCGGACUAGUAUAUCAAGUCAUGAAACACAAGUAUCAACGCCAGCGUCUUCUGUCUAUCUGCCGAGUCCCGCAAUUUCAGAGGCGUCGGCAACACCGACUUUACACAGCCUGCAAUCUCUCGUUGCACAGUCAACGGCUACCAGCGCUACCGCCUCUGCUAAUAGCUCCUCGCAAGGCCAUCUAGAUCAAUCUAACCAUAGCGACCACGCCCCACUCCGCACGAUCUUGGGCAGCGUCCUAGGUGGGGUCGCAUUCAUUGCUCUGGCACUCGCGAUAGGCUACUUUGUGAUGCGACAUAAGCGGCGCGAUCCCCGAGGUGGCUUGAGCACGGGCACGAGCGAAGAGCACUUGCAAAAUGAAGGUGAGCCGGCUGCUCCCUCAGGUGGCUCGCUUCCAGGGUAUCAGUCGGGAGGAUCUUUUCUUUCCGUCGCUUCGACUACUCCUUCAAGCCCUCUACGCGUUGCCCUUGCAGCUCCAAACUCGGUAAACGGUCACCACCACAGUCGCACCCUGUCUAGUUUGAAUCUCGUUUCCAACCCAAACCCUUUCCUGGACUCUGCGGAAGUCAAGUAUGUCUCGCGUGGGAGCAUGCGUAGCAUCGCAGGGGCGCUUCGCAAUCCGUUUGCCGAUGUAGCUCCAAGCCACAGCCAUGUCACCAUGCAACAAUCCGAGAUGUCACAACGACCUACAUCGGCUGCCUGGUAUUCUAUGCACAGCGAUCGCAGCUUGGGCAGCACGCUCCUUCUCCCAGGGCGGAGUAGCGCGGGGAGCAGCCUGCAGAGACUCAGCUACCCGUUCACUGCCGCCGAACUCGAGACUUGCGAUCCCAGCGGACCGGUAGCCAGACUCAGCACCCGAAGUGAUCCGUUCGACUUGGAAUGCCCUCCGCACGCGAUGCACAGACGUAGUUCGACUGCCAUACCAUUAGGACAAGUCUGAUUCUGAUGAGACGCCAGCCGUUUGCCACCUCAAUCUAACAGCAUACUGUUCUUUUCUACACACGAGACACGUGAUAUGAGCUACAAUGUUUUA
Molecule: messenger RNA, 1529 nt
Organism: Aspergillus ibericus CBS 121593
Lineage: Eukaryota; Fungi; Ascomycota; Eurotiomycetes; Eurotiales; Aspergillaceae
Exons: 1
Coding region: 102-1436 (444 amino acids)
Source: RefSeq, a predicted model, not a curated record